Cyphellophora europaea CBS 101466 is the source of this 1725-nucleotide messenger RNA. RefSeq lists its product as uncharacterized. The coding region runs from base 1 to 1725 and encodes 574 amino acids. The record is from RefSeq and is a predicted model, not a curated record. The transcript has a single exon. Gene Ontology annotation, biological process: peroxisome organization. Gene Ontology annotation, cellular component: peroxisomal membrane. NCBI's taxonomy places the organism in Eukaryota, Fungi, Ascomycota, Eurotiomycetes, Chaetothyriales, Cyphellophoraceae.
AUGGAUGAAUUCACGGCCGACGCUUUCGCCAAUCGUGACGAGCCAGUUCCUCUGCUGGCCGUGCCAGGCAGUGACAUCGACACUUCUGCUUCAGAUGCCGAGUCAAUUGCAUCGACAGCCAGCGCCAGCAGGUCCAGGCGACUCAAGCAGUCGGUUUCGCCAUCAAGGCUACGAACCAAAGCUGAAGAAAAGCAAGCUGAGAAGGCAGAAGAAGGAAGACAGUCGCUGCAGGAUCGCCUCUUCACCAAACUCCUUGGCCAAGUCAUUCCCACAGACAGCCUUGACGAUGAGGGCGACAAUGUUUCUUCGGUCGAUCGGCGGUCCUCCCAAUACGUUAAACGACCAGCCUUUUCUUUGCCUUUAAUGACCAACAACUUCCGGCGCUUCAAUGCACGAAUUGGCAUCGUCUUCGUUUUCCAAAACCGUCUUAUCCGCCUCUUCACCUGGCGACAACCAUCUCACACCAUUUCUCUACUAGCAACAUACACCUUCGUUUGCCUGAACCCAUACCUGCUCGUCGUCGUGCCGCUGGCAAUCAUUCUCCUAUUCGUUAUGGUACCGGCUUUCAUCUCUCGACAUCCUCCUCCACCACCCCAAGCAUCCACCUCGGCCACCACGCCUUACUACACCACCUAUGCCGGUCCAGCCAUCGCUCCUGCCCGCACUAUCAAACCCGCCUCCGAAACCUCGAAAGACUUCUUCCGCAAUAUGCGUGAUCUCCAGAACUCCAUGGCUGACUUCUCCAACCUUCACGACACCCUUGUUGCUCUGAUCGCACCAGCGACCAAUUUUUCCGAUGAGAUUCUUUCCUCCACUAUCUUUCUGUAUCUCACAGCGCUCACCCUCGUCCUCUUCAUCACGUCGCAUUUGCUCCCCUGGCGCCUCAUACUCCUCAUAGUCGGCUACACCGUCAUUCUCUCAGGCCAUCCAACCGUUCAAGCCUGGCUUAUCAAGCACCAGAAGACCCUGCUCUCCCCCACUUCUCCUUUCAGCUCGUCCUCCAAGAAACGCUCAGCACCUAAAAUCCCAGCCCUCUUCAACCUUCCUCUCCCUUCACCUCCGACCUCCCUGCAUCCUCUCAUCACCUCCCUCAGCACCAUCACCAUCUCCACCACGCCCGAAACCCGCGAAGUCGAGAUCUUCGAGCUUCAACACCGUCCCCUCUCCUCCAUCUCCUCCUCUUCCGCCUCCGAAUGGACGCCACACCUCUUCACACCCACGCCCUACGACCCGCUCUCGCCCGCCCGUAUCGCCGGCGACCGACCGCGCGGCACCCGCUUCUUCGAGGACGUCCUUCCGCCCAACGGCUGGGACUGGCACUCCAAGAAAUGGGAGCUCGAUCUCGAGGCCGGCGAAUGGGUCAAUGAGCGUCUCGUCGUCGGCGUCGAGUAUGGAGUCGUGCAACCACCAUCCGCAGAGCUCGAAGACGGAAAUCGCAAGGACAAUGCAUCGGGCGAGUUCGGCGGGUGGGUGUGGGAUCUGGCGCCUCCGCCGGGGAGUGGUGGGCGUGAGGAGGAAGUCUGGCUAGCGUACGGGGACUACGAUUUUGGAAGCCCCGGGGCGAAGAGUAGUGCUAAGAAGAGCAAGAAAGAGAAAAGGGAGAAGGAUUGGGAGGAGGCUGUACGGUAUGGAAACCUGAGGACGGGAGAAUGGAGGAGAAGGCGGUGGGUCAGGGUGGUUAAGAGGAGGGUGCAAGAUGAGCAGGUGGGUGGGGCUGGUGCUUGA